Pygocentrus nattereri (red-bellied piranha) is the source of this 6028-nucleotide messenger RNA. It is a transcript of the gene phaf1, whose product is annotated as chromosome 7 C16orf70 homolog. The record is from RefSeq and is a predicted model, not a curated record. The transcript has 16 exons. Gene Ontology annotation, biological process: Golgi to plasma membrane protein transport. The coding region runs from base 1144 to 2421 and encodes 425 amino acids. Gene Ontology annotation, cellular component: dendrite; synaptic vesicle membrane; trans-Golgi network. Lineage: Eukaryota; Metazoa; Chordata; Actinopteri; Characiformes; Serrasalmidae.
AGGAAGCUGAAGCAUCAGCUGAUGUUGGUGUUUUUGAUGGAGCUUGCGGUGGGAGCUGCUGAGGGGGCUUGUUUUUGUUGUUCGUCUCUGCUGAGCGGACCCUGAACCUCGGAAACAGUGGAACCCGGCGGCAGCGGGAGCAGCGCCCGUGAGGAGGCCGAGAGCAGCGCGGUGUCCCUGUCGGCUCAGCUCGCCGCUCGCUGCUGAACCCCGAGCGGAGAAAGGAGAAAAACAACAAGGCGAGGCAGCCGCGGCAGCGCUCGGUGACCUGUCUGCGCCGGGGCCGCCAGUGUCAGCGGGUCAGCGUAACGGCAGCAGCCUGAGCCUGUGAGAGGGGGAAAGGCAGCACUGGCUGCCGUCGUUAGCCGCGCGCUGAAGAAGAAGUACCGUUAGAUCAGACGGAGACCGAACCGCGGUGUCUCUCGUCGUUUGCGAGGCGACGGCUGACGUGUUUUCGGUUCGUCUGGGUUGCAUCAUCGGGCUGGAUAUCUGAUUAUAAGUUUGGCAGGCAUCGAGUUUAGAGCUGCUGCGAGCGAAACGCUUGGCCUGCGGGUAUUACAGCUGGAUCUCUGAAUUUUGAACGAACCCAGUUUUCUGUUGGGUUUUUUUUUUUGUUUGUUUGUUUUUUUUUGUCUGCAAGACUGUCGGUUAACGGGUUCGUGUUUGUAGACUGACCAGCCAGGAGACGGUCUGGUGCUUGUUUGAUUCUCCCUGACGCACGUAUCACAUUUAAGAGGCUUUUUUGCGGGUUGUUUUACAGAACCUCUUCAUUUUGACGGUUCGAGGUGUUUAUAGAGGUGCGUGUCUAGACCCGUGCUCGGCGAUUUAACCAUCAGCAUGCUGACGCUGUCUGAAGUCGGAGAGGGAAGAUAGAAGGGCUGCGGUGUUCAGACGCGUUUAACCAGCUCGCCGUCUUAGUUCAGCGGUUUCGUCCGGGGCGAAAACCGCGUUCAAGGCUCGUGUGUACCUGUUAGCUUUUAGGCUAACUUGGCUGACUCUCAACGGCUGGCACGACUCGCACGUUGAUGUCGUCUGUCAGGGAGGCGGAGCCAAGAUCGACCGUUUAACUGGAGUCUUUAGUCGGUGUUUUGUGAGAGGACAGGUCCAGAGCUGGCACAGUCCGAGAACCUCGUUGAAAACCCAAUGCUGGAUCUGGAGGUGGUUCCUGAGCGAUCUCUGGGAAAUGAACAAUGGGAAUUCGCAUUAGGGAUGCCAUUGGCCCAGGCCAUUUCCAUCUUACAAAAGCACUGCCGAAUCAUCAAGAAUGUCCAGGUGCUCUACAGCGAACAAAUGCCACUCAGUCACGACCUCAUACUCAACUUGACUCAGGAUGGAAUUAAACUGCUGUUUGAUGCCUGCAAUCAGAGACUUAAGGUAAUUGAGGUGUACGACUUGAGCAAAGUGAAAUUGAAAUACUGUGGAGUGCAUUUCAACUCUCAGGCAAUAGCACCUACCAUUGAGCAGAUUGACCAGUCCUUUGGCGCUACUCAUCCAGGAGUCUACAACGCUGCAGAACAACUCUUCCAUCUGAACUUCCGUGGCCUCUCCUUCUCCUUCCAGCUAGACUCAUGGAGUGAGGCCCCUAAGUAUGAGCCUAACUUUGCCCAUGGCUUGGCCUCCCUGCAGAUUCCUCAUGGGGCUACAGUGAAAAGGAUGUACAUUUACACUGGAAACAACCUUCAAGAAACCAAGGCUCCGGUGAUGCCUCUGGCCUGUUUUCUAGGUAAUGUGUAUGCAGAAUGUGUGGAUGUUCUGAGAGAUGGGACGGGACCACUGGGUCUCAGACUACGGCUCCUCACUGCAGGGUGUGGUCCAGGAGUGAUGGCUGAUGCGAAAUUGCGGAUUAUGGAAAGGAGCAUCUACUUUGGAGAUUCAUGUCAGGACGUCCUGAGUGCUCUGGGCUCUCCACACAAGGUCUUCUACAAGUCUGAGGACAAGAUGAAGAUCCACUCUCCCUCUCCACACAAGCAAGUCCCGUCCAAGUGUAAUGACUACUUUUUUAACUACUUCACCCUGGGAGUGGACAUACUGUUUGACUCUGUGACUCACCUGGUAAAAAAGUUUGUUCUUCACACCAACUACCCUGGCCAUUACAAUUUCAACAUAUACCAUCGAUGUGAUUUCAAGAUUCCACUCAUCAUUAAAAAAGAUGGAGCUGAUGCUCAGGGGGAAGACUGCAUCCUCACCACUUACAGCAAGUGGGAUCAGAUCCAGGAGUUACUGGGACACCCCAUGGAGAAGCCAGUGGUGCUUCAUAGGUCGUCAUCUGCAAAUAACACCAACCCCUUUGGAUCCACAUUUUGUUUUGGGCUACAGAGGAUGAUCUUUGAGGUGAUGCAGAACAACCACAUAGCAUCAGUGACCCUGUACGGAGCCCCUCGACCCGGAAACCUGCCCCGUGCCGAGUCCGGCAGCCACUGAGGUGCCCGCAGAGCCCGUCCCGCCCCACAGGGCCCAUCAGCGCAGUGUGCCUUUCCUCACAGCUGCAAUCACACAAGCUAGAGAACCACAUGCUGGGAGUCCCCCACACCCCUCCGCCCCCGAUGCCCCUCAACACCAUGAAUGCUCCUCCCUGGCAAACCACACAGCCUGGAAGUUGCCAGUACAUUGCUCAUCAUACAUCCUCUAACCAGCAAACAUCCUUCAGCUGCACCUUCAACCCCAGCGUCUGUGUCGGUGUCACCAUAUCACAGUGGAUGCGCAGUGAUCAGUUUUUCAUGCACGCCUAUGCCCACACACCUACGCACACAUAUGGACGUACAUGUUCACUUUUACAAUAAUAAGCUCUAGUGAGAGUUUCUUUUUUUUUUUCUAUUUCUAAAUUUCAUCCCACACAAGACACUGACACCAAAGGGCAUAUGUGACAUGCAUUUCGAUACCAUUUCCUCUUCUGCACAUUAAACACUUUAUACACUCACACAUUGUCAAGUUAAUUUCAGAGCAGCAGUGGCCAGCAUAUGCAGAGGGUGCCCUCAGAAAACACAGAGAUGCAUGAAUGUUAGGAUCUAUUACAUGAAUAAAGUAUUGCUUUAUGGAUUUUUUUUGGCGAUUUGGAGCGUGUGGCAUACAGAGAGGUACAGAUUUACAAGCACAAACUAGCUGAACAGCAUGGGAGUGUGCUGGUUGAUUGUGGUUUCUUUCAUUCACACAGACUUACUUAGGCACACAGACACCGGUUUAGUAUGCUCAUGCUGACCAAGUUAACAGCACUGGUUACCUCCCAUUGCAAUGUUCUGCAGUGCAACGUUCAGCUUUUAAACUUCAGUGUUAAUUUUGGCCAUCACAUUUUGUUUCGCAACGUAAGGCGAUAGCAUUAUUAUUAUUGUUGUUUGUUUUUAACAUUUGCACUAAAGAAAAAAACACUUAAUUUACUUGACAGUUGUCUUUUAUCCACUGUAGACUGUUGGGAUUACCUCUGUGUGAGAGGCAGAGUUGAGAGUAGAGGAAUGGAAGGAAACGUAUCUUGUGGAUUUUGGGGCUCUUGUGGCAGAUCUUCUGAUUGGACAGAAAAGCCAUCGAUCCUUCACUUUCCACCACCCCUCUGGAUCUCCAGCUGUUCUUUUUGCUCAUUUACUUUCGUCACUCCCUUCUUGCAACAUCUUGGUGUUCUUGGCCGAGGAUUUGAUCUCAUCAUCUUCUCUCUCAACUCUUGAUCCCUACUUUUGGAUUUUUGUUUGUUUUUUUUCUUCUGAUUGCCAAAACAUUAGCCAAAGAAGUAAUGACAGUUAGCUGUCCAUUUGAAAAAAUUCCAAUCAGACUUAAUUUAAGAGCAAGCAAGAACAUUCCCUUUUGAUUUGUUUCCGUUACUCCCCUGAAAGAUUGAGUUUUGUCUUUGUUGUGCUCUUGUGCUUCUUAACUGCAUUUUCAUAGUGGAUAUCCCACUCUGUGCUUUUCGAUUCAGAGCUUUUUGCUCCUGGUUUCUGUUCUUCAAAGAUGUCUGGUGUUGUUUCUGUACCAGGUAGACGUGAGGCUUCCCGCAGCGUUUCUGCUGCUCUAUCCGUUUAUGUACAGAUCUGUAAAUAGUGUGCUUUUCUGUCUUGUCCGUUUAAGCUCACGGUACCGUAUGGGAGUUUAGAUUGAGUUGAAGUCUGGAAUUCUCUUGUACUGUUAAGUAUGCUAUAUAUUGUCAUUGCUAACCGAGAGAGUUCGGAGUGUCCACACCUACGUGGUCCUAUAAGGACAGCGGCUAUCUGUUCUGACCAUGGAGGGGGUAGGCUGUGUUAGACCACUUGUGGAGUCUGAACAUGUGACAAUGGAGAUGACUCAAGUGUUUACAGUACAAAGUCAGAGGUUCUGAGUGAGUUCCUUUUAAAGCUCAUUUUCAGCACUGUGCUGUGCAACCCUUCAGAAAAGUGAAGUGUGGUGAUGUGUCCUUCUCAGCCUCCUCCGAUACUGACCACUACAUCACUCCACUGCCAGCUCUUUCUCCAGCUCCCCUCCAGGCUUCUGCAGUAUGUGAUGCAGGCUUAUUUGGGCAUUGCUAGUUCUUGUUUGCAUUUACUUGGUUAAUGAGUUGCAGUGGAAGGCUGCUGUUGAUGUUUUUGAGUUGUAUCCCUCUUUUACGCCAAGUUCCAAACCAAGUGAAAUAAAACGAUAAAACUGAAGCGAAACCGCUGUUAACAUUGUGCCUCAUCUCCCACCAAGCCUGUCUUGAUUUUCUCUGUAAAUAAAAUGAUUUGAACUGCUUUGUGUAUGGUUGAGCAUGUAUAGCUAACCUAACGGACUGUCAGUUGUAGUCAGUCAAAGUCCUCACAGUCCCAAAAAUAAUGAAGUAUGAGGAUAAAAAAAAGUCUCAUAGUCUCCGAACUCUUUUCUUGAAGGGCUGGCGCAGCAUAUGUUGUAAAAUAGAUUACAUAUUAAACUGAACUACGAGAGUAAAACCAGUGUUUCCUGUUAGCCGUUAAGGUCCUGGCGGUGGUCCGUGCACGUUUUUGUAUUUGUUCCACCUAAUAACUCUCUGUAGAUUUGAAGGUUCAUUCAGCCUAACAGCCCUCCAUGAUUUGAAGUUCACACUAGUGGUUGUGAUGUUUCUACAAAACAAAACUUGCACUUUCAUAAAAAAAAAAAUAUUUGAAAUUUCUAUAAAUAGCUUGUGCAUUCAUAAAAGUAUGUUGGUUUGCCAACACCUACAUGGUUAAACCCUGCCUGUGUCUUCAGAUUUAUUCUUUCGGUUCUGAAAGAGGGCCUACGUGCACAACUGGAGUCUCACGUUUAUAAGUUCGUCCUCCAGGAAUUUAUGAACAGAAGCAGCACAACCACUGCAGUAGUACCGUUAAGGGAAUGUUACUGUUGGCAGAGUGUGGUUUGAUGGGCUGUUUGCCUGCCCGAUCUCAGGUGGAUGUUUUUUAAAAUGCCAGGAGCAAGUGAAUGCUUCAUUUUCAUCAGCUAGGUUCUGGCUUGUUUUGUUUCUUCUUCAGACUUUCUCCUAUUUUUGCAUCGGAAUGAGUGAAUGGAUGAAUGAAUGAGUGUUAAGAUUGUAUUUAGAGAAAUGGAAAACUUGCGUUCAGUGUAAUGCGCAUAUUAAUGCUAUGUAUUGUAUCCCUUCUUAUAUAUUGUAUGUUUUGUUUUUUUCCCCAGUCUAUCCUCCAAAGUGAUUAUUUUUUGUGGAUUUAGUAUAUUUGACCCAUUUCUGGAAAUGGGAUCCUUAAUUAAAAAUUGUGAAGAUCAACUGCAACGUGGUGUUUUGUAUCUCUGACAUUUUGUCAUCAAAGGACAUGUAGUUAGAAAAUCAGUAUUUAUCAGGCAUAUAUUCUGUUGUUUUUAAUUAUUACUUGUUUAUUUGUUUUUAAAGCAAUAACUAUAGCUAAUAAUAAAUAAUACUUUGACUGGGUCAGCUAUAAGCUUGCACAAGGCCUCUGAACCCAUGCAAAAAUGCUGUGACUUUUUUUUUUUCUCGUCUAGUCUACUGAAACCACAACAUUUGCAAUUUUAUAAACUGCAUUGAAUUUUGUUCAUUAAACAUUCUGUUACAGUGUGUUCAUCAAGAGUAAUAUUUGAAGACUGGAUGUAAUAAAUAUGGGGGAAACGA